GUUGCGAUGGGUUCGUCAAAUUAAAGUCAUGUGUUUAGUUGCGCUAUUAUUCGUAAACUGAGAAGUUUGGUUAUUUUUUGUUAGCUAUUGAAGACGUAACGAUAGAUGAAUAACGUAAAUGUCAUAAACCCGGUGGUAAACACUAAUAUUUUUGGAAAAAGUAUAUUAUUUUCUUGGGUUUUGUAGAGAAUUAUUUUGAUAAGGCCAUUCCUCCUUGAUUUUGUUACUAGAGGAUCAAUAUGUCUUCUGAAAAUUUCGAAAGUUUAGAGGAUGAUUUUAUUGCAAUAAAAGACAGUUUAACUACAAAAAUAAAUGACUCAUUACCUAAAGCAUCCGGUCAAGCUCAGAAAAAUUUGGCUAGAGAUAUUCAAAGAGAGUUGGAUGAUGCUUAUCGUCUCCUAGAUGAUUUGGAAGAAGAAGUAAAAGCUGCUCCAUAUCCUUAUAGAUUGCAAAUGAAUAAUCGUUUGAAGCAGUAUCAUCAAGAUCUUAAUGCUUUAAAGAAAAAGUUAGCAAGUAGUGAAAAUUCUGCUUCUUCGAAAAGAAGUCAAUUAUUAGGGUCUCCAAAUCAGCCAAGUAAUUCAUUUGCAAGUAAUGUAGCAGCCAGUAACAGAGGAAGGUUGUUACAAAUGAAUGAAACUAUAGACAGGACAACUGAAACUGUAUAUAGAACCCAACAGAUUGCUGCAGAAACCGACCAGAUAGGAAUUGCUGUUGUUGAUGAAUUGGGAACACAGAGAGAGUCUUUGAUUAGGACUAAAGAAAGGCUUGUGGAUACAGAUGCUAACUUAACCAAGAGCAGAAAAAUAUUGCGUUCCAUGUAUCGACGAGUAAUGACUAAUAAGCUGAUUUUAAUAGUUAUCAUAAUAUUAGAAGUUGCUAUUUUGGGUGGUGUUGUGUAUUAUAAAUUUUUUAGGAAAUGAUAUUUUAUUUAGAUAUUCUAUUUUGUUAGCUAAUAUUUCUUUAUAGUUAGUUAUUUUACAUCAUAGCAAUCAAAAGAUGUAAAAGACAUGCAAAGAUAUUAUCCCUGAUAAGGCUUUAAUUAUUUACUUAAGAUAUAAACUAUGCUAGUUUAUCUGCACCAGAUAAAGAUGAAUUAAAAAUUUUAGUAAGUACAAUAAAUUAAACCGUAUGAAAUAGCAUUUAAGCUUUUAUAUGAUCACAAUACUAGUUUCCAUUUUAUUAUGUUGAAAUAUUUUGAUGUGUUAUUAGAAUUAACAAAAAAAUUCCUUGGUGUAUAAGUUGUGAAAAUAAGAACUUAAAUGAAUUAUUUUUCAAAUUAAGAUAAUAGAUACUAUUUAAAUAUACGAAAUGUAUUUUUAAAGUUAUUUCUAAAAAUUAUUCUAUUAUUAUACCAUUCCUAUCAUUAAUAUGUAUAUAUUGCAUUUUUAUUGGAAAUAUUAAACCUUGCUUAUCAGAAUUUA
Messenger RNA from Stegodyphus dumicola, 1421 nucleotides. RefSeq names its product vesicle transport through interaction with t-SNAREs homolog 1A-like. The record is from RefSeq and is a predicted model, not a curated record. Gene Ontology annotation, cellular component: membrane. NCBI's taxonomy places the organism in Eukaryota, Metazoa, Arthropoda, Arachnida, Araneae, Eresidae. Gene Ontology annotation, biological process: vesicle-mediated transport; intracellular protein transport.